Trichomonas vaginalis G3 is the source of this 210-nucleotide messenger RNA. RefSeq lists its product as uncharacterized. Lineage: Eukaryota; Parabasalia; Trichomonadida; Trichomonadidae. The record is from RefSeq and is a predicted model, not a curated record. The transcript has a single exon. Bases 1 to 210 code for a protein of 69 amino acids.
AUGGGAGCUUUACUGAGUUGUUUCCGCCAUUCUCAAUACAAACAACUUGAUGAAAAUAAGGCUAAUGACCCAGAUGAUAAUAUGGACCUUGGAAUUCCAACAGAUGCAGAGUUCAUGGCCGCAAUUCAAGCAAAAGACGAUGAGGAUGCAAUCCAACUUAGUGAUCAAGAAAUAGCAAUGUACUUAGAAAAUCUUAAAUCUCAACCAUAA